Sardina pilchardus (European sardine) is the source of this 2262-nucleotide messenger RNA. Its product is annotated as acidic leucine-rich nuclear phosphoprotein 32 family member E-like. Lineage: Eukaryota; Metazoa; Chordata; Actinopteri; Clupeiformes; Clupeidae. The transcript has 7 exons. Gene Ontology annotation, cellular component: nucleus. The coding region runs from base 131 to 862 and encodes 243 amino acids. Gene Ontology annotation, molecular function: histone binding; phosphatase inhibitor activity. Gene Ontology annotation, biological process: regulation of apoptotic process. The record is from RefSeq and is a predicted model, not a curated record.
GAGUUAACAUGGUGGCUCAGUAAUCGUGUUGUGGCUACAGACUAAAACUGAGUGGAUUGUUCAAGCUAAACACUUUCUCUCUCUGUAAUUUUUAUAUUCUUGACCUCUACAUUUUUUAACCAAAUCAGAAAUGGAUUUCAAGAAGAGAAUAGAGAAAGAAGUUGGGAGUCGGAAGCCAGAAGAGGUGUUUGAGCUUGUUGUGGACAACAGCCGUUCUGGUGAUGGACAGAUAGUGGGCCUGUCCGAUGAAUACAAGGAGCUGGAGUUUCUGAGUAUGGUGAACUCGGGACUAACCUCCCUGGCCAAACUGCCAUCGCUGCCAAAGCUUCGCAAGCUGGACAUCAGUGAUAAUAGCAUCUCAGGGGGCCUGGAGACCUUGUCCGAGAAAUGUCCCAAUCUGACCUAUCUGGUUCUGAGUGGAAACGGCAUCAAGGAGACCAGCGCGAUGGAAGCCCUGCAAAACCUGAAGAGUCUGAAGAGGCUGGACUUGUUCAACUGUGACGUGGCCUCACAGGACGACUACAGAGAGAACAUCUUUGAGCUCCUGCCUCAGCUCACGUUCCUGGAUGGUUUUGACCAGGAUGAUAAUGAAGAUGAGGAUGAAGAUGGUGGUGCCCCUGGAGAUGACGAUGACGAGGAUGAUGAGGACGAAGACGAAGAUGAUGAGGGCUCGGAGGGUGAUGAGGUUGGCCUGUCCUACCUCAUGAAGGAUGGGAUUCAGGACGAGGAAGAUGAUGAUGACUAUGUAGAAGAGGAAGAAGAGGACGACGUAGAUGGUGACGAGGACGGAGCCGUGGCCCACGGGGAGAAGCGGAAGCGAGACCAAGAAGACGAAGGUGACGAUGACGAGGAUGACGACUAAAGCACUGCCCUGUGAAGCCAAGCUGCCGUGUCCCAGAACUAAGCUGUAGAAGAGAAACGUGAAAUGGUCUUUUCUACAUAUUUUUGUUUGUUUGUUUUUCAUUUUCCUUUGUAUAUCAUAGGCAUCACUGUAGUAUGUAAGGUUUUUUUGUUGUUGUUUUUUGUUUGUUUCUUUUUUUUAUUUUUAUAUCAUUUGUGUCCUUGUUUUUUCUACAUCGACCAUUCAAAACGGUCAGACUUUUUAUUAGAGGUCAUUCCAAAUAUGGCAGUUGCAAAGUGCAUUCUGAUUCCCAUAAUGCCCCAUGUUUUGGCACUUUGAUGUAAAGUUUCAUUCGUAUAGUGGGCACCGUUUCUAUCAAGUGAGUCAGAUUGCUGUUUGUAGACAACACUCUACGUGUCCUUUUGUAGAGUUGGAUGGGCUGGGCUCCCUCAUCUAAAAUACUUUUUGCCAUUCUUUUGACUUUUCCUAAGAAUCCAUGUAUUGCUAUAAUGAUGAAAUCCACCUUUGUGUGGGUCCUCCUGUCUGGGUUUUAUUUUCGUCCUAAAGACUGAAAUGUUGCUAACCAGGAAGUCUGUAUUAAUGUAAGGCUAAAGUAUCCCUGCAUUGAAUUAGAUUUUUUUGCCCUGAAUCAGUAUACCAUGUGUUCCCUCCAGGAAUUCCUGUAAAGUCAUUCCCCCUCCAUUAUCGUAUAGGAGUCGACCCGACUGUACAAUCAUGUUUGAUUUGUCGGAGGAUUUUAAAAAUCAUUCUUUCUAAAGAAACUGUACAGCUUGUUUGUGAGGUGUGUUAUGUUUUGUGGCAUCAAAGAGUUAAAGAAAUCAAACAAACCAAGAAAGCAAGCAAGUCCUCGGAGAUCCAUCCCCCCCUCCCUAUACCCCAUACCCCCCAAGGCUCAGCGCUCAACAAUUUCUGAUGAGAUGUCAGAUCUCUUAGAACACUCAGGUGGACCAAACUUUGGAGUCUUCAGUAUAUCUCCAGGACUAUAAUCGAUCAUCUCACUCUUUGUUACUGAAUUUAGUACCGCUCACCAUUCUUCAGACAGAAAAAACAAAUGCCUUCUCUGUUGUUUUUCCUUUUUGCAUUCCCUUUUUAGAAUGAACAUUUUAAAACUUGUUUCUAUGACUGUAAAUAGGUAGCCUGCGAUUCUGUCGGGUGUAGUUCAUUUUAUUAAUUGAUUUUGUCUUUUUAAAACAUGCAAUAUCUCUUGUCCUUUUUCUUUUCUUUUUUGUUUCAUUUUUGAAUAAAUGCAAAGCACAGGUCAGGAUAAGAUUCAGAUCCAUUCGAUAUAGUUUUAUUUUUAUGUCCUCUGCUGUUGAGAAAGCUGUGUUUGGAGUUUGUGUGCUGUAAUCUUCUAAAGAGUGUUUUUAAAUAAAAUAAUAAAAAAAAAAUACAUAAUUGAA